Messenger RNA from Lycium barbarum (goji berry), 1341 nucleotides. Its product is annotated as zinc finger CCCH domain-containing protein 20-like. NCBI's taxonomy places the organism in Eukaryota, Viridiplantae, Streptophyta, Magnoliopsida, Solanales, Solanaceae. The transcript has a single exon. Bases 42 to 1049 code for a protein of 335 amino acids. Gene Ontology annotation, molecular function: metal ion binding. The record is from RefSeq and is a predicted model, not a curated record.
AGAGAGAGAGAGAGAGGCGUAUACACCCAAAGCUUCUAAAAAUGAUGAUGAUCGGACGAUCACCCCAUCACUCACAUCCGACCGUCCAAGUCCCUCCUUGGGACAUCAUGGAUGAUCCAACAGUUGAUAUUCACUCCCCAUUUUCCAACAUAUCCACUAGUCCUGAUUCUGGUUACGACGCUUUAACGGCGUUGCAGCGUUACCUUCCGUCAAAUGCAAACGACGUUAUGUUCGAUUCUGAUGGUUUAGACAUUCCAGUGGACGCGUUCUCAUGUGAUAAUUUCCGUAUGUAUGAGUUUAAAGUGAGGAAAUGCGCACGUGGAAGGUCACAUGACUGGACGGAAUGUCCGUAUGCACAUCCCGGUGAGAAGGCUCGUCGGAGGGACCCACGUAAGUAUCAUUAUUCUGGCACUUCUUGUCCUGAUUUCCGUAAAGGGAACUGUAAGAAAGGUGAUGCAUGUGAGUACGCACACGGCGUAUUCGAGUGUUGGCUGCACCCUGCUCGCUAUCGUACGCAGCCUUGUAAGGAUGGGACCCACUGUCGCCGGCGCGUGUGCUUCUUCGCUCACACGCCUGAGCAGCUGCGCGUCCUCCCACAGAACAACAGUCCACGUGGCCAUGCUGCCGAGUCAUCUGACGGCUCUCCUACUCGACUAGGGUUUGACUCUCCGUUUGACUCCCCUCCGGUGACGCCACGCGGCGUUAACGGACUGGCUGAGUCGAUGCGUAAUAUGCAGAUUGGGAUGGCGAGGGGUAUGAGUAUGAAUAGCAGUCCUAACCCUACAUGGGCCGGCUUUGGUUCACCAAGGAGCCCAUCCAUGCUCCGACCCGGGUUUAUGAGCCUACCAACAACUCCGACCCGGAACCCGACCCGAUCUGGGGUUGCGGUGUUUGAUCAGUGGGAGAAGAAUUACGAAGAAGAGCCAGCAAUGGAAAGGGUGGAAUCUGGGAGGGAUCUAAGGGCCAGGAUUUAUGCAAAACUCAGUAUGGAAAACUCUCUUGAUUCGGGUGCUCCGGAUGUUGGAUGGGUAUCCGAAUUAGUGAAGUGAUUCGGGUCGGAUCUGAGGCCUCUUUGACUUUUGUAAAGACAUGGUCAUUUACUGAAGAUUAUUGGUGUAAAUAUAGUCCGAGAUGGAGAGAUUAAGAUUAGCCUUGUAAUCUCUAUUUUGUGUUUUUGCUUAUUUUGGGUAUUUUGAUAACGGGGGUAAAAAAAAAAAAAAAAAGAGGAAAAUUGGUGGAGUUUUGAAUAUUUUGUACAUGAGAAAAAAAGAUCUAGAACAAUGGAUCUUUCUUUAAUUGCAGGGGCUUCAGAUGUAUAAGAUUUUAUCGAUUUGUAUCUCA